This is a messenger RNA of Centruroides sculpturatus (bark scorpion), 345 nucleotides long. Its product is annotated as bcl-2-like protein 1. Gene Ontology annotation, biological process: negative regulation of intrinsic apoptotic signaling pathway; extrinsic apoptotic signaling pathway in absence of ligand; intrinsic apoptotic signaling pathway in response to DNA damage. The transcript has a single exon. Gene Ontology annotation, molecular function: protein homodimerization activity; protein heterodimerization activity. The coding region runs from base 1 to 345 and encodes 114 amino acids. NCBI's taxonomy places the organism in Eukaryota, Metazoa, Arthropoda, Arachnida, Scorpiones, Buthidae. Gene Ontology annotation, cellular component: mitochondrial outer membrane. The record is from RefSeq and is a predicted model, not a curated record.
AUGGCACUCAGAUCGCUUGCAAACGAAUUCAUAACCAAAUUUCGAGACAAAAUUUACAAAAUGACUGUCAAACGGAACAUACAACUUGCUGCUCGUACCACUUUCUUGGAAUUUGCUAACGAAUUAUUCAGCGAUGGAAUUACUUGGUAUAAAAUCGUGAAAUUAUUUGCGUUUACUACUGAAAUGGCUUUCAUUUGCUACAGAAUAAAUAAGACAGAAAUGAACGACAACAUAGCAGAAUCGUUGAGCUCCUAUAUUGAAAUUAAAUUACUAACAUGGAUACGCAAUAGUGAUGAUUGGAACGGUCUGGUGGCUUAUUUUGAAAACAGACACAAUAACGUAUAA